Molecule: messenger RNA, 359 nt
Organism: Momordica charantia (bitter melon)
Lineage: Eukaryota; Viridiplantae; Streptophyta; Magnoliopsida; Cucurbitales; Cucurbitaceae
Gene: STR18
Product: sulfurtransferase 18
Molecular function (GO): catalytic activity
Source: RefSeq, a predicted model, not a curated record
UAAAAAAUUCGUAAUCUCUUAUUCCGCUUUCAAACUCAGCCCGCCGCUGAUUUUCCGGCUGUUUCCGCCGCCAUUCUUCCGCCCACUGAUUCCGAACCACCGGAAUUUCUCCGCCAAGCAUGGGCUCCAUCAAUAGCGCCGGUGCCGGAAUCGUCACCGUCGACGUCAAGACGGCCAAGGAGCUGCUCGAUUCCGGCUACGCUUUUCUGGACGUUAGAACUGUGGAGGAGUUCGAGGAAGGGCACGUGGCGACGGAGAAGAUCUUCAAUAUUCCUUAUCUCUUCAAUUCUCCAAGUGGUAGGGUGAAAAAUGAUCGGUUUCUGGAGGAGGUAUCCGUGGUUUUCAAGAAAGACGACCGG